UGACGCCGGCAUUAAUAUCCGUUCUCUUCAGUGUAAACGGAAGUGAACAGUGACCAGGAAAAUGUCCACGUUAGCGGUUUAUUGUCGUUUAUUAUCACCAUGGAAUUCAAAAUAUGACUAAUUUAACUUCCCAGCAUUACAUAUUCAACACAUGUAGUCUUUAAUUCGCUUUAGAGAAAAUACUUCUUCGAUAUACAUUAUCUAGGUAACGCUAGCUAGCUGCUAACAAUGGCUAACUGUAUGGUUUUUCACACUCAAAUAGCCUCCAUCAUGGAGGUUCUAGCGAAUGCAGCCGUGGCCGAUAUCUGUAAACUCGUAGACGACGACUAUGCAGUGUUUCGUUUGGAAAUAACUCAAAGCCAGAAAGAAAAUAGGGCAUUGCGGAGGAAACUACAGCUACUGGAACUGAAGACCGCACGAGAGCGCGUCCUCGUCAGUCGUCCCAGUAGUGUCAAGAUCCUCGACCGAUACAGAGCAAUCGCAAGAGGUGAAGGAAAUCUCACUGGAGGCUACAGGAGCUUUGUGAAGCCAGCGGGACACAAUACAUGGAGAGAUGACCAACCAAUCACAGUUGAUGAGGGGAGUGGAACCUCAACCCAGCAUGUUAUCAUGAUAGAGUCUGCAGAGGCUGCAGGUCCUGGGGUCAAGCUGGAUAAGUCUGAAGACGAGGAAGACCCACGGCACAGCAGAGACAUUCAGACUGGAGGGGCUGGAGCGCCCCCUGUAGCCAUGGAGGACCCCACCCCAGCGCAGCCCAGGACCCGACACAGCAUCACGGAGGUCAGUGGAACGCUGAACACCGUCCUCAAGUCAGAGACCGACACAGAGACUGUAACUGUAACACAAAGGAUUUUACACACAGGAUCUGACCAUAGGUCAGACCCGGAGCGACUGGGGCUGGGGGGACUGGGGUGUCCUCCUGCUCCAAGCUCAGAAUAUUUACUUUACGGUAACCCGAGCCAGAGGACGGUUCAUUCCAAUCCCGAUUCAGGUGAUGUGUUAAUUGCUGGCGAUGAUCCGUGUUGUUCUUACACUACAGAGAUGGACCCUGGCAACAUGCCCUUGGGUUUAGAGAGACAGACUGAUCUGUCUAGAGGGGACUGGAAGCGGUACAGUAGUAGUGUGUACUCUGAAGGAUGCCUUGAUAAGAAAGGGGAGGGUCUGGUCGGAGAUGAAGUGACUGUGAAAGUGGAGGGCGACGUUCCUCCCACAUGGAAUGCAGAUAGUCACCUAGGCGAAGGACAUUCACAGGGCAUAGAUUUCUUAGAUUACAGGGAAAGGUUAGUGUCCACGUCGAUGGGCCCUUCCGAUUCACACGGGUGUAUGCUUUUCGAUCAGUUAUUGAACUCAAAUGACAGGACUAGAGCCCAGGCUCGGGGAGGGGGAGAAACAUCAGGCAAUGUUAAAGAGAAACGGUUCCUCUGCAUGUUCUGCAACAAAGGCUUCAGCUGCGCCCAGAAGGUGGAGAUCCACCAGAGGGUCCACACAGGAGAGAAACCAUACAGCUGCCCCCAGUGUCACAUGCGCUUCGCCCAAUCUGGCAGCCUGAAGAGGCACCAGAAGGUCCACACAGGGGAGAAACCCUUCAGCUGCUCCCAGUGUGAUAAGAGGUUCUCCCGCCAGCACCUGCUGAAGACGCAUCUGAAAGUCCACACAGGAGAGAGGCCGUUCGCCUGUACACACUGUGGGAAGAGGUUUUCAGAGAGGCGCUACCUCAAGAUACACCAGAAGAAAAACCAUUCCACUCUAUAGCUUCUGACUUGUUGAUCACCUGCAUUAAAAACAAACAUUGAUUGCCAUUGUUGUCAAGAGAAAAGAUCCACAGAUGCAUUUGGAAUAACAAGAGUAACAGAUUUCAGUGUUGAAUAUUCAACACUACGUAAAGGUAGACGAAGCAAGAUUAUGUAGAUCCGGGUUCCCCAACUGGCGGGUGAGUUUUCUGAGCAAUUAAAACUAAUACAUUCGUAUAUGUUUUUUAUUGUUGGACAUAAAACACCAGCAAAUUAAGUAUUCCCACGCCUAAUGGAAAGAUAUAUGUGAUCAUAUACAAAUUUAAGCAAGAUUUGAAAUUCUUACAGUGGGGCAAAAAAGUAUUUAGUCAGCCACCAAUUGUGCAAGUUCUCCCACUUAAAAAGAUGAGAGUCCUGUAAUUUUCAU
Oncorhynchus tshawytscha (Chinook salmon) is the source of this 2157-nucleotide messenger RNA. RefSeq lists its product as uncharacterized. NCBI's taxonomy places the organism in Eukaryota, Metazoa, Chordata, Actinopteri, Salmoniformes, Salmonidae. Bases 229 to 1752 code for a protein of 507 amino acids. The transcript is spliced from 3 exons. The record is from RefSeq and is a predicted model, not a curated record. Gene Ontology annotation, cellular component: nucleus.